GAAGUCUGUUCAUACGCCAACCGGGUGUAAAAGGGAGGUAGGGAAGUUUGACGGACAGCAAUGAAGCCGGCGGUGGACGAGAUGUUCCCCGAGGGCGCGGGGCCUUAUGUGGACCUGGAUGAGGCUGGAGGAAGUACAGGCUUAUUGAUGGAUUUAGCUGCCAAUGAAAAGGCUGUACAUGCAGACUUCUUUAAUAGUUUUGAAGAUAUGUUUGAUGAUGAUGAUAUCCAGUGAAAUUCAUCUUCCAGCUGUGCAUUGCUAAAUAUCUAUGGUUCUUGUAGAAGCAGACUACAUUCUAAACAAAAGGAAAGUGUGAAUAUCGUCUCCAAGCCACGAAAGAGUACUAUGAAAUGGCCAAAGAUGGAUGAAAAGGAGAAUUGUGGAGUUGUUUCCCAAUUAGAAAUGUUUAGAUGUGCAGUUUUGCAGGCUUGCUUCAAUAAAAUCUGAACAGAAUUUCUCAUAUCUGAAA
Messenger RNA from Rhineura floridana, 469 nucleotides. RefSeq names its product COP9 signalosome subunit 9 (gene COPS9). NCBI's taxonomy places the organism in Eukaryota, Metazoa, Chordata, Lepidosauria, Squamata, Rhineuridae. The record is from RefSeq and is a predicted model, not a curated record. Gene Ontology annotation, biological process: negative regulation of protein neddylation. Bases 61 to 234 code for a protein of 57 amino acids. The transcript has 3 exons.